ACCAACACCAUUUUUUUAAUUGUUGCCCUUUUAGCAUGGUAUUUAGUUGAAUUCUUUAGGCUUUGGCCGAUCAUUCGUUUCAAUCAUUUGAUAUUUUUAAUUGUCUCUGAACCAGUUAAUAUGAAUGGGAAAAAGAGGGACUUUGGAGGAAUGGAGCAUGGUGAUGAUCAGGCUGCCCUUCUUGACCCGGCUAAAAAAGCACUGAUGCACAUUGUGCAAGAUGACUCAUUUAGGGAAUUUGAAUUCAGGCAGUAUCUAUUUGCCUGUCAAGCAAAGUUGUUGUUUAAGCUGAAUCGUCCAUUUGAAGUUGCAUCAAGGGGUUAUUCAUUUAUAAUCAGCUUUUCUAAGGGAUUGGCCCUCCAUGAGAAUAGACUUCCGUUCUGUAUGCGUGAAGUAUGGGUAAUAACUGGAUGCCGGGAUUUAAUAAAUGCCACCACUUCAAGGUAUCAAGAUGGACUUGUGUCACCUGAUACAGAAAAGGAGUUUUAUCGUCUAAAAGGGGAUCUCUACUCCUUAUGCCGUACUAAGUUCAUGCGGCUUGCCUAUUUAAUUGGCUAUGGUUCCCAUAUUGAAAGGAGUCCCGUCAACAGUGCUUCACUUAGCAUGCUCCCUUGGCCUAAACCCGCUGUCUGGCCUUCUUUGCCACCUGAUGCAUCAUCUCAGGUUCUUUUGAAAGAAAAGGCAAUUCUUCAAGAUUCUUCACGGCCUAACCAUUUUGGCAUUCAGAAGAAACCACUUCCUCUUGAACCAUCCAUAUUGUUGCGGGAAGCAAAUCGUCGAAGAGCAUCACUUUCCGCAGGAAAUGCAUUUGAAAUUUUUGAUGGUCAGCCCAACACGAUUGAUGGUUCAGGUUUAAUAUCUCCAUCUCCCAAAGUACAUGCAACGUCUAUGCUGCGAACUUAUUCUUCACCUGGAUUUGAAAGCUCCAUCAGUCGACCUAUGAAGCUAUCCGAAAUAUUUGUUGCGGCUGAGCGCUCUUUGCAAACUACAAUUUCUGAUAAAGAGCUAUGGAAAUCAUUGUCCUCUCCGGAGGAAUUUGAGAAAAAAUAUUUGGAACUGUCAAAGGGUGCCGCUGAAAACUAUCAUCAGUCAUGGUGGAAGAGACAUGGAGUUGUUCUUGAUGGUGAAAUUGCAUCUGUCUAUCAUAAGCUUGGAAACUUUGAUAUUGCUGCCAAGUUGUAUGAGAAGGUCUGUGCUCUGUAUGCUGGUGAAGGUUGGCAGGACCUAUUGGCUGAAGUCCUUCCAAAUUUAGCAGCGUGUCAAAAGAUACUGAAUGAUCAAGCUGGUUAUCUCUCUUCCUGUGUGAGGCUACUGUCAUUGGAUAAAGGGUUGUUUCUUAAAAAUGAGCGCCAGGCAUUUCAGUCUGAAGUCGUCCGUCUUGGUCAUAGUGAAAUGGAGCACCCUGUGCCUCUAGAUGUGUCCUCCCUGAUAACAUUUUCUAGUGAUCCUGGGCCUCCACUGGAGCUAUGUGAUGGGGAUCCUGGUUCCCUCUCUGUAACUCUUUGGAGUGGAUUUCCUGAUGAUAUUGCUCUUGAAUCACUGAGUCUCACUCUUACAGCUACUAAUAUCACUGAUGAUGGUGUAAAGGCUAUAAAACGCUCUGGUGCUACAAUCUUAAAUCCUGGAAGGAAUAAAAUCACAGUGUCUUUACCUCCUCAGAAACCUGGUUCGUAUGUUUUGAGUAUUCUUACAGGACAAAUUGGUCAAUUGAGAUUUAGAUCUCAUAGCUUCUCCAAAGGAGGACCUGCAGAUACUGAUGACUUUAUGAGUUAUGAGAAACCAACAAGGCCUAUCCUGAAGGUGUUCAAACCAAGAUCUCUGGUUGCUCUAGUGGCGGCUGUCUCAUCUGCUUUGCUUAUCAAUGAGCCUCAGUGGGUAGGAAUAGUUGUCAAACCAAUGAACUACUCCCUAAAAGGUGCUGUACUUCACAUAGACACUGGACCCGGUUUGACUAUUGAACAGUGCCAUGGAAUUGAAAUUGAGAAGCAUACAGAUGGAUCUCAUAAUGAAUCUGAUUUGGGUGACCAGGAAGGUUUGAAAGAUGAUGGUAACCAAGCUUCUACAGAAUCAAAGCAAUUGUCUCUUCAUGAUGGAAAAGUUGAGCUGCCAGACUGGGCUAGCAAUAUAGCUUCUGUUUUAUGGAUCCCUGUUUGUGCUGUCAGUGAUUGCAUUUCUAGGGGAACUCUUGCAGGAGAAGGCAUAUCCCAGAGACAGAGUGUUGUAGAUGGAAUGAGAACAAUUGCUCUAAAACUUGAAUUUGGAGUAUCUCAAAAUCAAGUAUUUGAAAGGACAAUGGCUGUACAUUUUACAGACCCUUUCUGUGUGAGCAUACGGGUUACGGACAAGUGCAAUGAUGGCACUCUGCUUUUACAGGUAAUACUGCAAUCACAAGUGCAAGCUUUGUUGACCAUAUAUGAUGCUGGACUUGAUUUACAAGAUGGAUUUUCUCACACCGGAACCAGCAAUGGGAAAUCGAUGUCUCAAUUCUUCCCGUUGACACUUUCUCCAAAAUCAAAAGCUUCAAUCUUAUUCAGUAUAUGCUUGAAGGAGGAUGGUGUAAAAGAGGCAGAUGAAGCUAAAAUGCAGCACUCAGAAAGCGUGUUAAAUAUUACAUAUGGGAUUUCGGGUGAUAGAAUGAUUGGAGCUCAUUGCCCUAUGGCUGAGGAACGUAAUGAACCUGAUGACACAAUGCUGAAGCUGACGUUCAAGAGCUCUCUUGUUUUACGGAAACCUGUGCUUGACCCUUGCUUUGCAGUUGGCUUUCUUCCACUUUCCAGUGGUCUACGAGUUGGGCAAUUUGUUACAAUGAAGUGGAGAGUUGAAAGGCUAAAAACAUUAGGUGAAUAUGCUGCUUCUGAAGACAAUGAUGAAGUUUUUUUCGAGAUCAAUGCAAACUCUGAUAACUGGAUGAUUGCAGGGAGGAAAAGGGGACACGUCCCGCUGUCCAUAAAACAAGGGGCACGAAUAGUCAUUUCAGUGUUGUGCUUGCCACUAGUUUCGGGAUACGUUCGUCCCCCUCAACUUGGCUUGCCAAAUGUGAAGGAAAAUAUUAGUUGUAACCCUCCCGGUCCUCAUUUGGUUUGUGUUAUGCCUCCAACUCUGAGUUCUUCCUUUUGCGUGCCAGCCUGAGCCAUUUGUGAGCAGUUUUCAUGUAUAAAGAUGGUUUGCUUGGGUCAUCCAUUCAUCUAAACACAGAAGAAAUGGAAGGGCGCCAGAAGUGGACAUCAGUUUUCCCUGCCCAGAAAACUUGUACCUUGUGUCAUUGUGUGUAUUAUUUCUUUCCUGUUGGAGUAGCGGGUAUUUACAAACUCAGCCCCUCAAACAUUCACUGUUAUUUCACUAUUCAAUGUAUUUUUUCCAUAAUUUUUAGUCAAAGCCUCCCGAGAGACUCUCUCGAGCUACACUACUUCCGUUAAGCUUACGGGUGCUUAACAAACCGUUACAACCUGAGAACUCGAGUCCCACGAGCCUCAACAACACUUGCUCGGAGAUACCGCACUCCAAGACUUCAACCCA
This is a messenger RNA of Cuscuta campestris, 3516 nucleotides long. Lineage: Eukaryota; Viridiplantae; Streptophyta; Magnoliopsida; Solanales; Convolvulaceae. The record is from the annotation of a GenBank genome assembly.